GCAAGCGCUCUCUCACCCCUGGCAACCCUAGCAAAUCACUCUUCCAUGGGGCAACAAAUUACGUUUCGAGAGCAGGCGGCAAUUCCGGACGUCGGGCAAGCGACUGCGAAACGGACGGAGCCAUUCAAAGCGAAGGAAAGUGCUCUUCAGGCUACCUUUACGCGGAUCGAGGAAGGAGGGGACAAGCGUGCUCCGAGAAAAUCGCAUUGUGAAACGCCAGGGAGGAGCCCAUCUUUGCGCUCGGGGACUGUGUAUUGACUGGCCGACAUCCUUUGAUUUGAAUGAAAUAUGUUUUGUCCAUCUGAGAUGCCUUAGAUGAUGCCCAUUAAUACUGCAAUGGCAAUUGGGGCUUUUUCUAGUUCUCUUCUUGUGACAUGCUGCCUGAUGGUUGCUCUGUGUAAUUCUACUACACCAUUGCAAAAACUAUCCAAGGCUCAAGACAAGCAGGAGAUAAAAACAAGUGAGGAAAAAAAAUAUCAAUCAUUAGCCCAGGAAAGACAGAAUCAUGGACCAGGGAAAAUGAAUGAAAUGACUAUGAAUGGAAGAGAAGAAGGCACUAGGGACUGGAAAAACAAAGGCAACAGAAAUUACUCUAAUAAAGAAUCUUGGACAAAGCAAAAACAGGUUAUGAAUAUUCAAGCAACAAAUAAUAAAUUUGGGAACCUCGAAACUCAUAAUCAGAUCAAAGGUAUUCAAGAGGAACUUCCUGCUGCUGAAGAUUUCUCCCUCUUUGAUAUUAUUGCUGACACUACAUCCGAACCCGCAGAGGAAUAUAUUUAUCCAGACUACCGUGGAAAAGGCUGUGUGGAUGAGAGUGGCUUUGUUUAUGCAAUUGGAGAGAGGUUUACUCCAGGACCCUCUGCAUGCCCUUGUCUCUGUACUGAAGAAGGCCCGUUGUGCAUUCAACCAGAAUGCCCUAGACUCCAUCCUCGCUGUAUUCAUGUUGACACUACUCAAUGCUGUCCACAGUGCAAAGAACAUAAAAAUUAUUGUGAUUUCCGUGGGAAAAUCUAUCGGACACUGGAAGAAUUCAUGGUAAGGCAACACUGAUUCUGAUGAAUUAGAGGUUGUUCAUUCAUUGUUGAUCUGAUCUUCCUGUUGAUUUGUGUAUUCUCAAUUGUGAGGUUAUUAUCAUAUCCUUAUCUUUUUGCAUUUUAAGUACUAG
Molecule: messenger RNA, 1165 nt
Organism: Crotalus tigris (Tiger rattlesnake)
Lineage: Eukaryota; Metazoa; Chordata; Lepidosauria; Squamata; Viperidae
Product: brorin-like
Exons: 2
Coding region: 316-1050 (244 amino acids)
Biological process (GO): negative regulation of BMP signaling pathway
Cellular component (GO): AMPA glutamate receptor complex
Source: RefSeq, a predicted model, not a curated record